Molecule: messenger RNA, 4279 nt
Organism: Dermatophagoides farinae (American house dust mite)
Lineage: Eukaryota; Metazoa; Arthropoda; Arachnida; Sarcoptiformes; Pyroglyphidae
Source: RefSeq, a predicted model, not a curated record
AUUUAUUAGAAAGAAUUUCUCACUAAUAUUAUCAACAUGGAAAAUACGAAUAAUGACAAGAUUGUUAAGUCCUCCUUACAUUAUUAUUGUCUCAAUGGUUUGUAUCAUACGAUGGCAUCAUUAGCAUCUGAAGGCCAAAGAAUGUAUCCAGGAGAUCAAGCAUAUCGUUUCUAUUCCGGAUGUGCAUUGGCAUUUGAAAAUCGUAUACAGGAAGCGAUACGAGAAUUUGAGAAUUGUGUUAAUGAUCGUGAUUUGACAAUGGCAGCCACAUUGGCUCUCAUUUAUUCACAUUCCAAAUGUCAAAUUAUUGAUAAGGAUGCAAUCGAUUCAUUGGAAAAACGACUGAAACAAUUGAAAGAACAAUCAAACGAAACGACAUUAUAUUAUGCGAGCUUAUUCUUGUUACUAUCAAAAAACUUUUUACAAGCUAGUCAAUACAUUGAACAAUUGAAUCAAAAUUAUCGUACAUUUCUAGAUGGUAAAGUUCUUUAUGGCUGGUUAAUUGUAAAUCAUUGUAACGACGAUUCUAUGGAUGAAAAAUCACUGAAAAGCUAUUUGCAUUUAUUUGCCAAUGUAAAUGAACCAGAUGUGCUUAUCAUUUUAUCCAAAGUGGAGGAAAAAUUACAUAACUAUUCAGGAUCCAUUGAAAAACUCAAUCACGCAAUUGCUAUGUAUCCAAGAUUUUUACCCGCUUUAAUUGAAAAGAUAAAAGUCCAUGCAAUGUUGAAAGAAUUUGAAUUAAUGAUGGAUUCGGCAUUUCGAUCAUUAGUUUUGGAUAAACACUGUAUUGAACCCCAUCGAUAUUCCAUCAUAUAUUAUCUUGCUUGGGAUUUCAAUGAAGAAUCAGCUUUGUCCAAAAUUCGAGAUCUUAUAUCAUCGUUAGAAUUACGUGAACCGAAAAAUGCCUACAUUUACUUUGAGAGUUCUCGACUAAUAGCUCGUCUGGCACUUAAUAACCAAAACAUUCUGAUGCAUUCAUCGUCUUUGAUUGAAAGGGCAAUUUUCUUGGAUCCAACAAAUAUUGAUUAUAUUUGUGAAAAUGCUUUCCAAUGGGCUUUAUUAAAGCGUUUUCAAGAAUCCGAACGACAUUAUAAAAAUGCAAUGAAACUGAAUCCUGCCGAUUCGAAGCCGAUAUCGGGCUUAUUGAUGACAAAAUUGAUGCAGCAUGAUCAUGAUUCAAUGACUGGAGAUGUUGGAGAAGAUAACAAGCUUAAUUUGACAAAAGUAUACGAAGAGAUUGAUCAAUUGGAAGAAUUCAAUAGAACUACAACUGGAUUGACAACGGUCAAUGUAGGAUCGAAAAAUGAAACCAAAUCUUUGAAUUCGAUUGAUCUUCUCCCACAACAGCAAGAUUUGCUUUAUCUUUGCCUAAAAUCUCACGUGGGUCGAAAACAAAAGAAUCAUAGCAAAUUGAUCGAAAACUAUCUUACGCAAUUGUUAAAUCAUUACAACCAACUCAAGGCGAAACCACUUUCAGUACAUUUCUAUUCUAAUCUACAAAUCCAUCAAGUUAUGGAUAUCGUGCAAAUCUGUCUGUCUCUAUGUGCACCGGAACCAUUAGUAAGGGGGCAGCAAGUGCCUAUGUUCUUGCAUUAUGCACAACAAUUCAUAAAUGUAUUGGCUGCAGUUAUGCCAAAUCAUAAACAAAUUCUAUAUCGAAUGGCUAUGAUCAAAUAUUUGUCUGGAGAGAUACGAUCAGCAGCUAAUCUAGUGAAUCGUUGUCUACAAUAUGAUGGCAAAUUUAUUGAUUUAUUCAUAUUAAUGGCAAAGAUAUCAAUAUAUGAUCGUAACUUCAAGACAGCUAAUCAAUGUUUAGAAAAUGCACUCGUUCUUGAUUUUAAGAUACGUAACGAAAUUUCCUACAUAUUGGCUAAAUCAUCGAUAUUGAAAUUUGAAAGAAAAUAUAAUGAAGCAUUGCAAUUAAUGAAGGAUGCAUUGCAAUCAUCACACAAGUCAACGUUAUGUGAUCGUUUGGAAUCAACGAAUGUUGAGCUAUUCCUUAUGUUUGAAAUGGUCGACAUUCAUUUAUUAAACAAUAAUACUAUUGAAGCAAGAAAAAUUAUAGAAAAAUUAAGUGAACAAUUUUCAUCGGAUUAUGAUGGAAAACAGGAACAGCGAGCACGAAUUUAUCUAUCACAGGCACGAAUUGAUUGCUAUUCUGGUGAUUAUGAAGCGACGUUGCAAACAUUGCGUAAUGUAACAGCAACAAUGGGUGCAGACCAUUAUAUUAGAUCCAAAAAAAUGAUGGCAGCCAUCUAUCUUAGCAAAUAUAAAGAUCGGAAACGUUUUACCGAAUGUUAUCACGAAAUAGCGGAGAAUUUUCCGUCACAACAGUCACAGUUGAUGCUUGGCGAUGCAUAUAUGCAUAUCCUACAGCCUGAAAAAGCCAUCGAAAUCUAUGAACAAGCGGUAAAGAAAAAUCCAAAAGAUUCGACACUUGUACGUAAAGUUGGUCAGGCAUUGAUCAAGGCUCAUUUCUUUGAACGAGCUGUUACCUAUUAUAAAGCAGCCAUCAAAUCCAGUGGCCAGAUGCCUUCUUAUUGUUACGAUCUAGCCGAAUUGCUUCAUCGUCUUGGCCGUGAUGACCAAUGUAAGGAUAUUAUUGCCCAAACUAUUAAAUUAUUGGAUACAAACAAAAAUGAAAUUGAUCUCGAUACUCAUAUAAUCAAAAUAAGAAUAUUCAAUCUAUUAGCUCAAAUUCAUCGACAAUCAGGUGAUAGAGAAAAAUCCAUUCAAAUAUUACGCAAUGCUCAUGAUGAAAAUCAAAAACUGAUGCGUCGUUUGUCCGUCGAACAUCCUGAUCGACUGGAAGAACAUCGAAAAUUUUCAAUCAAUUUAUGUGACCAUUUGGCCGAUCUGUUGUUGUCAGUCGAUCAUGAUAAUAAUCAACAAUCGGCAUUACAGAUAUACAAAGAGUCAUUAUCAUUUGAUAGUCACAAUGAUGAAAUAUAUUUGAAAAUGGCUAAAAUUGAAAUGAGAAACGAUCAUUUUGAUCAAGCUCACACCUAUUGUACGAAUGUAUUGAAAAAUAAUGCCAACAUGGAUGAAGCAUUAUUGUUGAUGGCCGAUAUUACAUUUCGUCAAGCAGAUUUUGAAGGCGCUCUUAGUCUCUAUCGAGAAUUGUUGAACAAGAACAAAACUAAUUUUAUUGCGUUGAUGCGUUUCAUCGAUGCUGCUCGACGAUGUGGUCAAUUGCAAACAAUAGUCAGUCUAUUAGAUGAAGCGGGUAAAAAAUGCACAGGCAUUGAAGAACGUAUCAACGAUGAAUCUACGAUGGCAAAAUCUGGUUCACUUGAAGCUGGAUUCUAUCUCUGUAAAGCUCUAUAUCACUGGUAUACAGGCGACGGUAAUGAAGCAAUCAAAUAUUUGUACACGAUUCGUAAUGAUGCCCGCUUUGGAAAAGAAGCAACCAUUUUAAUAAUCGAAAUUUGCAUCCAUCCUGAUUCAAUCACGACAAACAAUAAUACUUAUUCUACUGUAGAUUCUAACCAAGAUGUUCAAAGGUCAAAUUCAAUAUCAUCGAACUCGACAUUGAAAACGGCAGAAACCUUAGUCGAGGUAUUGAGAUUACAGAAUCCGGAAGACUUUCACGUACAUUUGCUAAACAAUUUGGUAUUGUUAGCAAAAAAGCAGAAAAACGACGCUGAAUUUGUCCUUUCAGAUUUAAUGAAAUAUUUGAGCAACGAACGUUACUGUGAACAUUCGGCCCUUAUCUAUAGCAUGGCAAUGGCCUAUAUGGCACUUAAGCAAACUCCAAAAGCUCGAAACCAAUUGAAACGAAUUGCUAAAAAUAAUUGGAAAUAUUCAGAAGGUGAUUACCUGGAAAAAGCUUGGCUAUUACUAGCCGAUAUUCACAUACAAUCAAACAAGUUCGAUAAUGCCAACGAACUCUUGAAACGAAUUCUUCGCUAUAAUCGAUCGUGUUCGAAAGCAUACGAAUAUAGUGGUUACAUAAUGGAAAAAGAACAAUGCUAUCGAGACGCUGCUUAUAACUAUGAACAAGCAUGGCAUUUUUGUAACCAGAAUAAUCCGACCAUUGGCUAUAAAUUGGCAUUCAAUUAUAUGAAAGCAAAACGUUGGCCUGAAGCAAUCGAUAUCUGUCAAAAAAUACUGUCCCGUUAUCCGGACUAUCCAAAAAUUAAGAAAGACAUUCUUGAUAAAUGUGUUGCUAUGCUCAAAUGUUGAAACCAAAUUUCUUUUGCUGAUGAUUAUGAUGAGGAUGAAAUUCUCGGCUAUCUUCCAGUUCGUCAAUUUGUCCCGUAGCAACUUUGUAAAGAAG